GGCGUGCUCGCUGACACCGAACGGGAUGGGCACCGCGUCUCCUUCAACAGGGUGUUUGAAGAGAGGGGCUUCGACUUUGAGUGGACUGUGGAGGAGUACGGCCGCAUGUGCGAGGUUGGCGGCGGCAAGGAACGCAUGACCGCCUACUUGAACGGCUUCAACGGCCGCCGCGGGUGCGUCCGGCGGGCUGCCACGGAGGAGGCUGCUCGAGCCUUCCUCUCUGGCCGCGCCCUGUGGCUCUCCGCCCCUCUCCUCGCCCAGGAGCUGAUCGGCUCAGGGGUCGUGCCACUGCGACCCGGCGUCCUGCGCGUCGUCGACGAGGCCAUCGCCGCCGAGGUACCGCUCGCCGUUUGCUCGACCAGCAACGAGGCCGCCGUCCGCACGCUCGUCGAGACACUCAUGGGUCCGGAGCGCUAUGCGCGUUUCUCCUUUUUUUGUGGCGACGUCGUGCCGCGCAAGAAGCCGCAGCCGGAUGUCUACAACCUCGCCGCGCAGGAGAUGGGGCUCGACAAGUCGGAGUGUGUGGUUAUCGAGGACUCCGGCAUCGGCAACCAGGCCGCCAAAUCGGCGGGGAUGGCGUGCCUCGUCACCAAGAGCACCUACACAGAGGAGGAGGACUUUUCUGGUGCUGACCGCAUCGUGUCUGAGCUCGGUGAGCCG
This is a messenger RNA of Emiliania huxleyi CCMP1516, 660 nucleotides long. RefSeq lists its product as hypothetical. Gene Ontology annotation, molecular function: hydrolase activity. The annotation marks the transcript as partial. The transcript has 5 exons. The record is from RefSeq and is a predicted model, not a curated record. NCBI's taxonomy places the organism in Eukaryota, Haptophyta, Isochrysidales, Noelaerhabdaceae.